AUGGUGACAGCUAAGGAAGUGGCAUCGCAGGUGGAGGGUUUCGAAGAACGCCUGUCUUCUCUGCAUUUUGGAUUUCGUUUGGAGAUGGAUGGCUUACGCAAUGAGUUUCAGCGACUCGAUACAGAUAAGGUAGCUGCUGGACUUUCGAAGAUCUCAUCCCUAGAGAACUCAGUACAAUCUCUGGAAGGAGGUGUUCAAGAUCUGGUGAGACGAUUUGAUUUGUUGCUUCAGCAACAGGCCUAUUCAGCUCCUUUGUCUGCAACUGACAUUGCUCCUCCUUUAGUCACAUCGAGUCGUGCGGCUGACAAAGGGAAGAGUGCAGCUUUCCCAACGUCUUCUUCAAUGUCAGUGCCGGAACAUACUUCUGAUCCACUUCCUCGGAAGUUGGAGUUGCCCAUUUUUUAUGGGGAAAAUCCAGACGGCUGGCUUUUUCGCGCAGAGCGCUAUUUUGAGAUUAAUGGCUUGCUUCCGGCGGAAUGUCUGCGGGCGGCAGUGGUCUGUUUAGAGGGUGAUGCACUGGUUUGGUAUUAUUGGGAGGAUGGUAGGCGACCUUUUCGUAGUUGGGCAGAAUUCAAGGAACUCCUCCUUGAACGUUUCCGAUCAACUCAGGAGGGAAACUUGCAAGAGCAGCUUCUAUCAUUAUGUCAAUCCACUACUGUCAAGGAAUAUCGUCGCCAUUUCGAGGUGCUUUCUGCCCCCUUACGUGACCUACCAGAAUCAGUCCUUGAAGCAGCCUUUGUGAAUGGGUUGCACCCAGAUAUCCAGACCGAACUCCGACAGAUGGAACCCGUUGGGCUGUUUAGAAAAAUGGUUGCAGCCCAGAAAAUUGAGGAAAAGAAUCAGGCCUUAUGGGCCUAUCAAUCAAGUUCAUUUCCUCGUGGGCCCGCAACGUCCCUCUCUGGAAUCCACUUUAACUCACGGGUUUCGCAAGUGACUACUUCUGCUGUCACCCGACCUGCACGUCCCGCAAUUUCUCCUCCUUCAUCAGCCCCUAUUAUUAAGGCCCCGCCUCCUGCUUUCAAAAAGAUGACUGACAAGGAGAUGCAGCAGAAACGUGCGAAGGGUCUAUGCUUCCGUUGCGACGAGAAAUACAGCCCGGGACAUCGUUGUGCUCAGAAAUCACUUCAGGUUUUAUGGGUUCAAGAUGAUGUGGAGGAAAUUGCUUCUGAUGCGUCUAAUUGGGACUGCACUUCCGGGGACACUGAAAUUGCUCCGGCUCCAGAAUCAGCCGCACUUUGUGUUUCGUCUCUUGUUGGGUUGUGUGCGGCAAAUUCCCUUAAGGUGCGUGGACGCAUUUUGUCACGUGAGGUGGUCAUAUUGGUAGACUCGGGUGCAUCCCACUAUCUCCGAAACUUUAGUGGAAGAAUUGAAAUUACCCGCACCCCUACACACGAAUUUGGAGUUCAGAUGGGAAAUGAUGAUGAGGUGAGAACUUCCGGAGUCUGCCGUCAGGUUUGCCUCAACUUACCUGAAUUGGAUGUCAUUGCUGAUUUCUUUCCCUUAAAGUUGGGUUCUAUGGAUGCCAUUCUUGGUUUUCCUUGGUUAGCAUCCCUCAGGGACUCAGUGAUGAAUUGGGGCAACAUGUCUAUGAAGCUCAAUUUGGGAGGUGUCCAGGUAAAGUUGCAGGGUGACCCUUCUCUCUGUUCCUCUCAGGUAUCUUUGCAUGCUAUGAUGCGUAACUUACAACAUGAGGGACAAGGGGUUUUGUUAGAAUUAAAACAAUUGCAGAUAGUGGAUUCUCCGUUGAACUCUGUCUUGCCUACAUCCCCGCCAAUCUUCGCUUUACUAGAUGAGAUCAAAGAUGUUUUUGACAUGCCUACGAACUUACCCCCUACACGGGCUAUGGAACAUGCUAUUGUCUUGCAGGAGGGCACUUCUCCUAUCUCUGUUCGUCCUUACAGAUAUCCUCAAUUCCAGAAAGAUGAAAUUGAACGCCUUGUCUCUGAGAUGCUGGCUGCGGGUAUUAUUCAGCCGAGUACAAGCCCCUACUUGAGCCCGGUCCUUUUAGUCAAGAAGAAAGACGGAAGUUGGCGUUUUUGUGUGGAUUACAAAGCCCUUACCCGUGCUACGGUUCCGGAUAAAUUCCCCAUUCCGGUUAUCAAAGAACUUCUCGAUGAGCUCCAUGGUGCUUCUAUUUUUCAGCAAAAUUGA
This is a messenger RNA of Nelumbo nucifera (sacred lotus), 2151 nucleotides long. RefSeq lists its product as uncharacterized. NCBI's taxonomy places the organism in Eukaryota, Viridiplantae, Streptophyta, Magnoliopsida, Proteales, Nelumbonaceae. The record is from RefSeq and is a predicted model, not a curated record.